AGAGGAGAGAGAGAGAGAGAGAGAGAGAGAGAGAGAGAGAGGGGAGAGCUCUUUCUUUCUCCUUUUUCUUCAGGGCCUUCACUCCUCUGCUUUUUGGGGCAAUGCCAAAACCUCUCCGAAAGCUCCAUUCCUCUCUCCCCCACCAUUCUCUCUUUGUUGCAGACAAUGCACUCAUCUUCCUCACUCCCUCACCUCUGCCUAUACCCUUCUUCUUCUUCAUUAUCUGCCCAAUAGGCUCUGAUUCCUAAGCCAUGGCGGGCUUGAUUGACCUCAACACUGUCGACGACGACGAGGCCCCGCCCACUUCCGCCCCCUUAUCUUCCCCCUCCACCUCCUCCUCCGCCCUAAGCGCCUCCAACUCCAACGCCUCCUCCUCCUCCUCUGCCGUCGCCGCUGCCCCGCCUACCGCCGCUCCCUACCCGGUGUGCCUCGAGCUCUGGCAGGCCUGCGCGGGUCCCCUGAUUUCCCUGCCGCGGAAAGGCAGCGGCGUCGCGUACUUCCCCCAGGGCCAGCUCGAGCAGAGCUCCGACCUCCCCGUCCCCGCCUGCCGCCUCCCUCCACACGUCUUCUGCCGCGUCGUCGACGUCAAGCUCUAUGCAGAUGCGACCUCCUCCGAUGAUGCUUAUGCUCAGGUUGCACUGCUUCCUGAGCACGAGCAAAAUGAGCAGAAACAGCGACAAAGGGACUUGGAAGCAGAAGCUGAGGAGGAUGAGACUGAACCUGCUGGGAAGUCUACCACUCCCCACAUGUUCUGCAAGACCCUCACUGCUUCCGACACGAGCACUCAUGGUGGAUUCUCUGUCCCUCGGCGGGCUGCUGAGGACUGCUUCCCUCCCCUGGACUACAGCCAACAGAGGCCAUCACAAGAGCUCGUAGCAAAAGAUCUACAUAGCUUGGAAUGGAAGUUUAGACAUAUAUAUAGGGGUCAGCCACGGAGGCAUUUGCUCACUACAGGAUGGAGUGCAUUCGUGAACAAGAAGAAGCUUGUAUCUGGAGAUGCCGUGCUUUUCCUCAGGGGUGAAGAUGGCGAAUUAAGACUGGGAAUCAGGAGAGCUGCUCAAGUUAAAGGUUCUGCUACUCACCCAUCUCUCCGAAUCCAACACCUGAAUCAGAGUGCUCUUAUGGAAAUCCCAAAGGCUCUUUCAGUUGGAGGCGUCUUCAAUGUCUACUAUGAUCCAAGAUCAACCACUUCUCAGUUUAUAACACCUUACCGCAAGUUCUUCAAGAGCCUCGAUUGCUCUUUUACCCCUGGGAUGAGGUUCAAAAUGCGUUUUGAAGGAGAGGAUGCAUCCGGGCAGAGGUACUCGGGAUUUAUUACUGGCGUCAGCGAUAUUGAUCCCAUUAGAUGGCCCGGUUCAAAAUGGAGGUGUUUAACAGUACGUUAUGAGUUUGGAAUGGUUAGGUGGGACAAUAUGGAUGCCAUUCGAUGCAACAGGAUUUGUCCAUGGGAAAUUGAGUCAUGCAGUUCGGUACCUGCUGCAAAUGGCUUUAAGUUGCCUGGCUCUAAGCGGACCCGGUUCGGGAUACCUCCAGUCGGUCCAGAAUAUCCAGUUCCAAAUGGAUUUGGAGCACCAGACUUUGGGGAAUCUUAUAGGUUCCAAAAGGUCUUGCAAGGUCAAGAAAACUCGGGUUUUGAUGCUGCCGCUUGUAAUGGUAUGGAAUCUCAGAACCGUCCUCUCUCUGAACUGAGAAGGAACUUAUUGGGUUCGAAUGGUUCUGAAGCCAUAGGCACAGCUUAUAACUGCACAGGCUUUGGUGAAUCUUUCCGAUUCCAUAAGGUCUUGCAAGGUCAAGAAACAUUCCCAAGACAGUCGUACGGGCAAUCCAUCUAUGAUAAUGAGGUCCGCGCGAACAGAAGAUUUGGGUCCUUUGAUACUGUUCAAGCAGUGAGCUCGUGGAACGAGUGGCCUGGGUCAACCUUCAUGAUGGGCCCUAACUCUCAUGUCGGCCCACAAGCAUUACCUGCCCAGGCUUCUUCGCUAUCUUCAGUGUUAACAUUCCCCAAUGCAAUGACAAACUUCAAAAUGCUCCCUUGUCUUCAUGAAGCGAGUAAGGGACUUAGAGUCGGGAAUGAAGGUCUGAAAGGCGAUUCUUUACUUUGGGAUGGAAAGCUUGGGAUUCCUGAUGAUUGCAAUCAUUCACGGCCUCUGCCCCCUUCUCAUCAUAAAGGGAAUCGGGAUGUAGCUCCUUUCAAAAGAGGGUGUCGGCUAUUCGGCUUCUCGUUAAUGGAAGGUGAGAAGUUUUCCGAAAAAGAAGCUGACUUGGGCCCACCGCCGCUUAAUCCAGAUGCUUCAAUUUGCUCACAGUUAUCAACUAAAGAGUUCGUGACCUCCAUUUUGUAAGAGCAGCACUGUUCGUACUUCCGGUUGUAAUCUGUGGAAGGUGUGAUGGACUUGUGUGGUUAUGACUUUUAACUUAGCUGGGGCCUCCAUAAGUUUCGGGCUUUAGCAUUUACACGUGAGUUGAAAGGUAUGGCUUUGGCUUGGAAGUUCUCUUAGUCAUAGGAGUUUAGGCCCAUGGGGUUCCUUGCAGCCGUUGUAAUCUGUUGAUACUCAGAGAUUUCCCUGGCAAAGUAUCUGGGAAAAGCGACGUAGAACAUUCUUAGAUUGGAGAGAUAAUUGGUACCUGAGGUCGUCGAAGAUUGUUUAGUUUACAAAUGAUCUUCUUUCUUAUUAUCAGUAACUUAGUAUCGAGAAUUUUAUUCCAAGGAAGGAAAGACUCAUAAGAUGCUUGUCCGAUGUCCCUCAGGUGCCGACGGCGAGAUGGGAUGCAAUGGAGUGUAUUUGAUGUAUUUUUCGUUUAGGAGGUAGUAAUUGGUAGUUUAUUUUUGGAGAAGUUUCUAACCUUUUUAUGUGUUCCUUCUUUUUAUCUAAUCUGGAAAUUUAUGAGACAAACAAUAUGUAUUGUGCUAUUGUAUGUUUUCGCGACUCA
Molecule: messenger RNA, 2931 nt
Organism: Punica granatum (pomegranate)
Lineage: Eukaryota; Viridiplantae; Streptophyta; Magnoliopsida; Myrtales; Lythraceae
Source: RefSeq, a predicted model, not a curated record